Messenger RNA from Hypoxylon trugodes, 1967 nucleotides. RefSeq lists its product as uncharacterized. The coding region runs from base 243 to 1445 and encodes 400 amino acids. The transcript is spliced from 3 exons. The record is from RefSeq and is a predicted model, not a curated record. Lineage: Eukaryota; Fungi; Ascomycota; Sordariomycetes; Xylariales; Hypoxylaceae.
CUCUAUUAACGCUGUAGAUAUGAUUUUAGAAGAACCAAUAAUAGCACGGACUCUGGUGCUGGCUGGUGGCUUCGCGCGCAAUAGUGAGUAGCCGGUACACCACGUCCAAAGACCGAUGGUCCACCUCAUACUUCCCUUCCCUCUGCUUUAUAUUUGAUACUUCCGCAAGACUCUCUUGUAAGUAAACGCCCUUAACAUACGAGCAUUAAUCUAGGUAGUUUUAUUUCUUUCUGGUGUGCAUUAUGGAUGACACAUACCCCGUCACUCCGCAGAACAAGAUCAACAGAUACAGAGACCGGGCUACAUAUGACGCCGAAGUAGUCCAUUCCAUCGUAAAUGAAACGCCCGUUGCGCACCUCUCCUUCAUCCCCGACCCGUCAAACCCUCAACCUGUCGUACUGCCUAUGAUCGCUCAAAUAGGCAAAUAUCCUUCCGACGAGGAGGCAGCAUGCUAUGUCCACGGUUACGUGUCCGCACGCAUGUUUCGCCAGAACGAUUCAAAAGGCGAAGGGUUUCCCGUCUGCAUAGCCGCUACGAAAGUCCUCGGCUUCGCGCUUGCUGUCACACCUUUUAAUCAUAAUUAUGAUUACCGCUCGGCCGUCAUACACGGAAAUGCAAUGAUCUUAGACCCUAAAACUGACCGUGAGGAGGUGCUGUGGGCUAUGCAACUCAUUACGGAUGGUAUUGUCCCUGGUCGCUGGUCAAACUCCCGUGUUCCACCCGAUAAUGCUGAGAUGGCGUCCACACGCAUCAUGAAAGUACGCAUUAGUAGUGCUAGUGCGAAAGUACGCGAGUUGGGUGUCGUGGAAGAUGAGAAGAGCCUCCGAGAUGAAAAGUCGAGGGGUAUCGUUUGGACUGGCACAAUACCGUACAUUGAGACGCUUGGCGAUCCCAUUCCGGCGGAUACAAACAUGGUCCCGGCAGUACCAGCAUACAUUAAGGACCAUGUUCGAGAACAUAAUGCGAGAAACGGGUCUUUGAGAAGAGCACCUAGUGACACUCGUAAGAUAGUAGGGCUACUUGAAACUUUCGAGAAAAGCAAGAAGCAGGUCACCUACUACGGCAUAGAUCUAUCGAGGCCGUCUCUUCAUGAAGCGCUUUCGAGCCUUCGAGCUAACUAUUUGUACGUGGAAUGUAUCGGGCUUUGGGGGACAUGGGAUGUCGCGCUGGAGUGGUCUAAAGUACACAUAGAUCCAGCGCGCCCAAGACUCUUCCUCAGCCUUAGAUCCAUAUUCGGGAACGACCACUUUGAUGCUGCUGUCUCGAAAUUGCGAUUCUGGGCACGGAAUGCACUUACAAAGCCGCAUGACUCCAUGCUACUUGGCAUGGAUUCUACCGUAGACAAGAGCGUUGCACUUGCUGCAUAUACCCAGAAUGACGGCCUAUAUGAGCGCUUCAUUCGUAAUGGUUAUAAGCAUAGUAAUAGAGUCCUGGGAGAGGAGUGAUAUAAAGAUGAUGAUUGGGCCUUCGAGAUAGUAGUUCAGGAUGAACCGAGAAUGUAUCGAGCUGUCCUCCGUGCUAAGAGGGAAGUGGUUGUUCGCCAAUCUGGCCUGAUUCUCGCGGAGGGUACUGCGCUUGACUGCUGGGAAGCCUUUAAGUACACACCCGAGGAAAUGUACAAACAGUUUGACGGUGCGGGUCUCACUGCAGAUCGACAAUGGAAAACACCAUCAGCAGAGAUGUGUAAGUAUGAAAUAUGUCUGUUUUCGUUGAUGAGUUGAGCUAACUGUGAUUCAAUAAAAUAAGAUCUUUUCCACCUCAAGCGAACCGUGGCUUGAAUACGUCGUACGUACUGUCUGCAGAGAGUGAUGAUCUUGGAGAGGGGAUGGAGGGGUAUUCUAUCAAUCAGGUUUAUCUCUUUCAUAGCAUUUUUGCUCAGCUAUAAAAAUUUAUCUGAUCACUGGGUUGCGACAAAUGGUCAAUGGUAUGUGACGAGAAUACCAGCAUAGGUUCUUAAUAAGGGGAAA